UGGCUGUGGGAUAGCAGAGAGAAGUGGUACCUUUAGCAAUGCUAAUAAUGUACCUGUUUAAAUGGCACCUGCUCCUGAUGAUGAUAGCAAAAGAUACAGAGAAAGCAGAAACAAUCUGACAAAAGAGGAGAACUAAAAGCAAUAUUAAGAGAGAGCAUUAGUAAAAUGGGGAGAAGAAGGAAAAAUCUAAAGAAUUUAAUAAAUAAAUAAAGGGGGGAAUAUAAUGUCAGAAUGAAAUGAGAAGUUAUAUGAUGGAGCGGGAGAACAAGAGGAAUAAAGAAUGGGGAAAAGAUAAAGGGGACACAGAAGGCACCAGAAGAAAAGUUAACCAUUAAAUGGAACUCAUCAGUAUUACAGUACAGGAAAGGGGUUACUGUGCCAGUCUCCCAGGAGGUGCUGCAGAGACUUAGUCCUGUCCUGUUGUAUUUUCACCAGCCCUGAUAGUAAAAGUAGAGGGUGGGGAAGGCAACAAACUCCCCUGCUUGGAAGAUCUGUCACCUCUUUGCACUAAACGUCCCCUCCGCUUCCUUGCAACAGGCACAGAAAGAGGGAUCUCUACCCUCCCCUGCAAUCAGAGCUCACUCCUCCCUUCCUUUCCAGCACACAGAGCCGGUUCCAGCACUACUGAGGUUGCAUUCCCACCAACCACCUGCCUGCAGACACAUGGCAAUGUAUCCAACCACCUCCAGGGAACAAGGGAUGGAGGCAGACAAGCAAGAAGGAUGAGACCCCGGACCAUAACAACACCAAAAAGGUACAAAAAGCAAAGGGCGCCCUGGUCAAGUGUUAGAUACAGGGCUCUCCUCAGUGACAGAGUGUAAUUGACUCAAGAAAUGUGAGUCACUGACCAUCAAGAUGACUCUCUUAGGAGGAGAAAACUCUGAUUAUGACUACAGCGCUUUGAGUUGUGCUUCUGAAACCUCGUUCAACCAUAACUUCUUUGGAGAGUCCGAAACCCUCAAGGGUAUCUUCUACAAAAGGGCCAAGCUUAUCCAGCCAACCGAGAACCUCUUCAAGAGUGCUCACCCAGAUGAUCGCAAACACCAUGCCAUCAUAAAUGUUGGAGGCAUCAGGUACCUCCUGCCUUGGACCACCCUCGACGAAUUUCCUUUAACACGCCUUGGGCAGCUAAAACUCUGUAGUAACUUUGAUGAGAUCUUAAGUAUUUGUGACGAUUACGAUGUGACGUGCAACGAGUUUUUCUUUGACCGUAACCCUGGAGCCUUCAGAACUAUUCUGACCUUCCUGCAGGUGGGAAAGCUACGGCUGUUGCGUGAGAUGUGCGCUCUCUCUUUCCAAGAGGAGCUUCUUUAUUGGGGUAUAGAGGAGGAUAACCUGGAAUGGUGCUGCAAAAGGAGAUAUGUUCAGAAGAUGGAAGAGUUUGCUGAGCUUAACCUACAGGAAGGGGAGCUGAUUGAGAAUGAAAAUGCAUCUGAACCUGAAGAUGAAAGCAAAUUGGAUACGUGCAUGCGUCACUUAAGCGAUAUGGUGGAAAAGCCUCAGUCCGGGCUUCCUGGGAAAAUCUUUGCUUGUCUGUCUGUGUUAUUUGUCACCAUCACUGCUGUCAAUCUGUCCAUCAGCACCAUGCCAGACCUAAGAGAGGAGGAGGAAAAGGGAGAAUGCUCUAAAAUGUGCUACAACAUUUUCAUUGUGGAGUCGGUCUGUGUGGGCUGGUUUUCACUGGAAUUCUUACUGCGCUUUAUACAGGCUCCAAGCAAAUUCGCGUUCAUUAAGAGGCCCCUGAACCUUAUAGACAUUUUGGCCAUUUUGCCCUACUACAUCACUCUAAUUGUUGACAAAACAUCAGUGGGAGAAAAGAAGCCCGGCUCGGGAAACAGCUACUUGGACAAAGUUGGCCUUGUGCUACGCAUACUCCGUGCCUUGAGAAUUCUCUACGUGAUGCGCCUCGCCAGGCAUUCCUUAGGGCUGCAAACAUUGGGUCUCACAGCCAGGCGCUGUACACGGGAAUUUGGGCUUCUGCUUCUCUUUCUUUGUGUGGCCAUUGCUCUAUUUUCUCCUCUGCUCUAUUUGAUAGAGAAUGAGAUGGCAGACUCCCAGGAAUUUACCAGUAUCCCCGCCAGCUAUUGGUGGGCUGUCAUCACAAUGACAACAGUGGGUUAUGGAGACAUGGUGCCCAGGAGUAUUCCAGGGCAGGUGGUUGCUUUAAGCAGUAUUCUGAGUGGCAUCCUACUUAUGGCAUUUCCAGUGACUUCAAUAUUUCACACUUUCUCGCGCUCAUACAUUGAGCUCAAGCAGGAACAGGAGCGUCUCAUGUGCAGGAGGGCACAGCUUCUCAUGAAGACCAAGUCCCAGAUGAGCAACAUCUCCCAAGGAAGUGAUAUACUGUCUGAGAAUGCAUCCUGAGAGAUCAAA
Molecule: messenger RNA, 2373 nt
Organism: Xenopus laevis (African clawed frog)
Lineage: Eukaryota; Metazoa; Chordata; Amphibia; Anura; Pipidae
Gene: kcng1.S
Product: potassium voltage-gated channel subfamily G member 1
Exons: 4
Coding region: 856-2364 (502 amino acids)
Source: RefSeq, a predicted model, not a curated record